UAUACGGCGGCCGUACGGCCAGUCGGAAGCAGCCGUUUUAUUAAUUUUUAUUCAAACCACCUGGAGGUAGCUGGUAGCAAAAUGUUAAAACGGCUAUUAGGGUUUACGACUCGCCGUACCGCCGCCGGAGAGUAAAUAUGACUGAGGCAUAACUUCAUUUUGUACAGUAUGCACAACCUAAAAAUUUAACCAUGGUUCAACGCUAUUGGGCGCCCUGUAACUUAAACGAAUUUCUGCCAUUCAAUUCAUCGACGAAGCUUCGUAGAUCUCUGUCAUUUUUUUCAGAGUACCAACUCCAGGAAACUUUUCGAGAACUUCAUGAACGGAAGAUGUGUCAGGUACAAGGUGACGAAUCUUUGAUGAUGGAGGAGGAGAAAACGUUCACAAGGAGUUCAACAUGUAUGAAGUGUGAAGAAGCAGCCGUUGUCAUUGCAAGAGUAAAAGAUGCCUUUUGUAGAAAUUGCUUUUUAGCUUAUGUAACCCAUCGCUUCAAAGCUACCAUAGGAAAAUCAAGAUUGAUACGUGACAAAGAAAAGGUUCUGGUUGCAUUCUCUGGUGGUCAGAACUCGUCUGCAGUGGCUCGAUUGAUUCAAGAAGGACGCUCAGAGAAUCAGCAUAAGAAAUUCAGAUUCAUUCCAAGUCUCAUCUACAUUGAUGAUGGGAUUAUCAUGGAUCAGACUGCAUCAGAGAGGUGUACAAACAGAGAGAUUGUUACUAAACUCAUGAGUGCAUAUGAUAUACCAUCAUGUGUUGUUCCACUAGAAGAGGUUGUCAACAUGAGACAUUCUUAUGAAUCUACUCCUAGAGGUAAAGAUGAUGAUGAUGUUGCCACAGCAACAAAACAUCUUAAUCAACUCAGUAUAAAUGAUGCAGACAGUCAAAGAUUACUAGAAAUCUUGAACAGCGCCAAGUCGCUGACGGCAAAAGAAGAUCUUAUCCAAACUCUUAGGCAUAGGCUUCUUGCUGACGUUGCCAAACGGACUGGCCAUACCAAGAUCAUGUUGGGUGACAAUGGAACCAAUCUAGCAUCAAGGGUGCUCUCCGGUAUGGCGCAGGGUCGCGGGGUCACCGUUCCACUCCAGGUCACGUUUGCAGACAACAGAGAGGGAGACAAUACAUUUGUCAGGCCUUUAAGGGAGUUCCCUAGUCGUGAAGUUGCACUGUACAACCAUUUGAUGGGUGUAGAAUCUGUGUGUUUGCCCACUCCGACAACCAAGGCAAGCCAGUAUGCAAGCAUCAAUAAACUCACCAGUGAAUUUAUAAACGGUCUACAAGUUGGCUUUCCCUCGACCGUUUCAACUGUACUAAGGACAGGGGAAAAAUUGUGCACAGCCUUGUCUUCUGGAGAUGGGGACAAUUGUAUCAUGUGUAAGGGUCCCCUAGAUACUGAUGUCCCAGCAUGCUCUGCCUUGAAGUCUACCCAGCAUUCCCUAGCUGAGCUCACUGACACAGAUAGAGGAGAGCAGACACAUUGUAAUUCAUCAUUGUCUUGUGAGUCAGCCAGCGAUCAGUCAUCGACAGAGUGCUGUGGGCAAGGUGACGGCAGCUGUCAUAGCACCAGGAAAGUCAUAUCAUUUGGAGAAAUGUCAAGGUGGUUGUGUUACGGCUGUAGGAUAACAAUACGAGAUAUGAAAGAAGUAAAUGCCCUUCCAGAUUAUGUUUUAGAGGAAGCAGGAAGAAGGCAGAGAAGGUCUGUGAUGAAAGAAGAAAUUCAGGACUUUUUAGUGACGGAUGAAGACAGAUAACAAACAAAAACAGGAUAUUCAUUUGCAUUUUUUUCCUCAGAGAGUCAGAGUAAACUUUGAAUUAUAAAAUAGGGCUGAUAUUCAAUCCUAUUCUUGGGUUAGAGCUCAAGUUAGACAAUCCUAACAACAAGUUUAAUUUAAUCAAUAGAGAUUAAAUGAAAUCAAAAUAAACACUGAAAAUUCACCAAAAAGGAUGUGAAAUAAGAACGUCAUGACAGUUUGCAAUUUUGCUUAAUAUCACAAACAGGUUUAUGUACAGCACAGAAGUGCGCAAAGGAGAGAGUUAAUGAUGACAUGAUUGACAUCAUUUAUUGAAUUUUUCUUUUUGUUUUGGUAUUUUAUCAUAAUCAUCAUAGACUUCCUGAAUAAAGAAGAUCUUGAUUGAAUCAAACUCAAUUACAACAGAAAUGGCAAUACACAUGUCCAUGCUGCAGUGAAAUCAUGUUUCAUAUUUUUUUUUUUUUUAAUGAAAUUUUUAUAUUUUCAUUUUAUAAAAUACAAAAGAAAUAGUGAGUGUGUGACAUUACCAGCUCUAUUACUUGCAUACUGCCCAUAUUGUGCAUAUUAUUGUUUUGUGAAAUCGAGGAAACAUUUAAAGUGUUUUAGCUUUCUUAAUUUACAUCUGAUUAUGAUGACAUUUGCAGUGUUGUGGUUGUUUAAUCUAUCUCUGUUUAAUUCAAACAACUUGUUGUUGAGAUGGACUUUUAACUUUUGAAAAGUAUCUUGCCUGUCUAAAAGAAAUACUUAGUUUCUUGUAAGUUUUAGUAAUUCCUGCAAGUAGUAUUAUUCAUUAUUCCAGUCUAUUACUACAGAAUAUGAAUGACUGUGCCUGUCCUAGAACUGUAAUUGUUUGCAUGAUAUGAAAUUUAAAAAUGUCUAUUUUUGUAGAUUUUAUUUUACGAUUUGACGGCACUGACUAAAAUAAAAUAAUCGUGCAGUUUUCUUUUUUUUGUGUGAAACCACUUUCAAGAAUGGAAUGGGCUGAAAAUCUCAGGAUAUAAUCAUUAUUGGAACUUUCAGAUAUGUAAAAUAGGCAUUCAGCUAACAUUUUUAAAGAAUGAUAAAAAGAUUACCGAUAGAAGCUGCUAGAAUGAAUUAACAAUGAUCAAUGGAUGAAAACACAACACUAAAAAAAUAUUGGAAUGGCAGAUCAUGUAGUACAAUAUAAUUCGCAUCAUUUACAGCUUAUUGUGAGCAUUGAGCAUAUUGAGAGUAACGUGAUGUUAGAUGGUAUAUUGAUUAUUCUAAUUUAUUUAUUUUUUGCACAAUUUUAUUGACAAUGUUUUAGACUUACAUGCUUGUUUAAAGUGUGGCGAUUCGUCCCAUCAUGUCAGAACAGUGGAAAGAGAUUUUUAGCUCUUCAGUCUCACUAUGAAUGAGGCUGCAGUGUGCAGCUAGUAUGAUACAAGACUAUUAUGUCAUAUUGACUCAUUAUCUAGGGAAAUGUGUUUGCUAAUAAAUUAUGACAUCAAAACUUA
Messenger RNA from Lytechinus pictus (painted urchin), 3223 nucleotides. RefSeq names its product cytoplasmic tRNA 2-thiolation protein 2-B-like. The record is from RefSeq and is a predicted model, not a curated record. The coding region runs from base 192 to 1745 and encodes 517 amino acids. Gene Ontology annotation, biological process: tRNA wobble position uridine thiolation. Gene Ontology annotation, cellular component: cytosol. The transcript is spliced from 13 exons. Gene Ontology annotation, molecular function: tRNA binding; sulfurtransferase activity. NCBI's taxonomy places the organism in Eukaryota, Metazoa, Echinodermata, Echinoidea, Temnopleuroida, Toxopneustidae.